AUGCGAUGCGAGCACGCCCGAACCUUCGUAAAAGUGAUAACUCCUUUGCGUUAUGGGGCUAGCAAUACCUCGACUCCCAAGGCGAGACGCUACCAGACUUCGAGCACAUCGCACCCCGACUUUGGAAACCAUUGCAAUGAGGGACUCUUAGACUGCAGUUUGUGCUGGACAUUGGCCUGUGUCUCAUCAGACACUACCCGACCUUCAGCAGAACCCACUCUCUGUAACCAUGGAGCCCUCGAACAAAACGACGCAAGGACAAGCACCCACGGGAGCGCCGUUAUCAACGAAAAGACCGCAAAAAUCGCGCAACCUCACCACUACCAGGAUUCCCACGUGAGUCAACACCUCAGCCUGCGACAGCCGUCGCCGCGAGCAGACAGCCCCCCAGACCUACCUACCCAGCAAAAAACACCACCAACUUACCCAGACAACCACACGAAAAGCCCGGAAGCAAAUUUCCAAAGUCCCCACGGAUCCGAUCACAAGCUGCCCAUGCUCCAUUCAGAUAGUAAGGAAAUGGAGGAGGUAUCGAGAAUUCACUUUAUCAACAGCUUAUUGCAGAACACGGGACAGGGACAGGUGCCGAAGGUGGUAAAUGUGAAGGGGGCUAUGGACCAUCCUGAGAGCGACUACAUACAACGCGUGCUAAGCGAACCGCUGAAGGAUGCGCUCUCAGCUGUUGUGCUCUACCAACCGCUCGAUCCCAUUGAGUUUCUCGCAAACUACCUCAAGUACUGGGCCAUUAAAGUUAGAGACUACCGCUGUCGGAAAUUCGCAAUCUUUGAAAUGGAACGAAUUUUGGCCCUACAAAUACCCUUCAAUAUACGACUCCAGGCUGAACGUGCUAUUCGUGCAGAACAGAACUUCUUGAAGGGUGAACGAAUGCGUGUGGAGGAAGAGGAGAAGCGAAGACUGGCGGAACUACAGCGACGCCGCGAGUUAACGGAAACGAAGGCGACGAUGGCUACGAACGCGAUGCGCUCGCAGGUAUGGCCGCUGGUGAUGGAAGAGGUGAUUGAUAUGGCCACCGAAGUUGCCUUCAAGGUCUGGUGGCGAAUGGAGCGCUCGCGCUUAAAGGCGGAGAGAGCGGCUCGUCUUGCUGAGAGCAGGAAAAUGGAUGGGAAUGAGAUGGGAGAAGAAGGGAUGGAAGAGGAGGAGGAAGGAGAUGAGGAUGAGGAUGAGGAAUAA
Molecule: messenger RNA, 1191 nt
Organism: Echinococcus granulosus
Lineage: Eukaryota; Metazoa; Platyhelminthes; Cestoda; Cyclophyllidea; Taeniidae
Exons: 6
Coding region: 1-1191 (396 amino acids)
Source: RefSeq, a predicted model, not a curated record